This is a messenger RNA of Orussus abietinus, 2116 nucleotides long. It is a transcript of the gene 26-29-p, whose product is annotated as digestive cysteine proteinase 1. Gene Ontology annotation, molecular function: cysteine-type endopeptidase activity. Gene Ontology annotation, cellular component: lysosome. The transcript is spliced from 13 exons. NCBI's taxonomy places the organism in Eukaryota, Metazoa, Arthropoda, Insecta, Hymenoptera, Orussidae. Gene Ontology annotation, biological process: immune response. Bases 238 to 1902 code for a protein of 554 amino acids. The record is from RefSeq and is a predicted model, not a curated record.
AGUUCACGAACAAUUUUCUCUCUAAGAGCGUUACAUGACCGAGAACUGAAUUUUUUUCCGAGAUACUCUCUCGCGUCCUGCGAAGUCCAAUGUUAUAUUGACCGUUAUUAUUCGAAGAUCUUCGCAUGGUACAAGUUGAGAGAAGUCGAGAGGUCCCCUGGUAACGCGAUAGUGCUUAUCGAUAAGUUUUAUUAUUCGGCUCUGCUUCCAACGGAAGAUUACCUCGUUUGCAUCGGAAUGAGCAAGAUGUUCGGUCUUGCCAUUAAGUUGCUGGUGAUCUUAUGUGGCGUUUCCUGUAUUACCACUGAAAAAUCGCCAACCUUUAGCAAAGCUUAUACAGUGAAAGGCACAUUGUACAUCCCAUAUGCAGAAAUUCGCGAACCGUUCUAUGCCUGGUAUGAUGAAAGUACCGGUUCCAGCAGAAUCGAUUACUACGGAGGUAUGGUGAAGACAUUUCAACUAAAAAACGAAGGACCGUAUGGAGCCAGCAUUAAAUUGGCGCCGAUUACCACCGAAACCUUGUCGAACAAGGAAACCUGCCUCCAAGUAAAUGGAACCGACGACUUUAAAAUUACACCACAAACGAUUAUUCCUGAUACGUUAGGAAUGGAAUGCAUUGGUGAAGAAAUGAUCGGUGGAUUGCAGUGCGAAAAGUGGCGUCUUGUACAAUCAUUUGGGGACAAAGUGAAUAAAUAUACCCUGUGGAUACGAUGGAAGAAAUCAACUACAGUCCCAAAAGUCAUGGAGCCAAUUCCAGUGCGGUAUGAAAUGCGAGGGUUCAAUUCUUUACUGGGAUCACAUUACGAUCAUUAUUACUUAGAUUAUGACUGGUUCUCAUCUGACUCUCCUAGUCCAGAUGUAUUCAAGAUUAUGGAAAAUACUACUUGCGUGAGCUUCCCAGGUCCCGGAGACAGACACAUAUACACUUUCAAUCCCAUGCGUGAAUUUAUUCACAAUGACGAUGCCCAUGUGGAUGUGAACUUCGACAGUUUUAAGAAAACCCACAAGAAACAAUAUAAAGACCACGUGGAGCACGGGAAACGGAAGGAAAUAUUCCGACAGAAUUUAAGAUUCAUCCAUUCCAUCAAUCGUGCGAGUCUGGGAUACCAAUUGGACGUUAACCAUCUGGCAGACCGUACGGAUCUUGAAAUGAAAGCUUUACGUGGUAAACGAUACAGUGGCGUCAAAUACAAUGGCGGAUUGCCAUUCCCAUACAACGUCGACCGAGAAUCUGCAGACAUUCCAGAUUCAAUUGAUUGGAGAUUGUUCGGAGCUGUUACUCCUGUCAAAGAUCAGUCAGUUUGUGGAUCGUGUUGGAGCUUUGGAACGACCGGCGCGAUCGAAGGAGCUUAUUACGUAAAAUACGGCAAACUCGUCAGAUUGUCUCAACAGGCACUGAUAGAUUGUUCCUGGGGCUUCGGCAACAACGGCUGCGACGGAGGGGAAGACUUCCGCUCUUAUCAGUGGAUGCUGAAGCACGGAGGUUUACCAACCGAGGAUGAUUACGGUGGCUACCUUGGACAAGACGGAUAUUGUCACAUAAACAACGUGACGUUAACGGCCAAGAUUACGGGAUUCGUUAACGUGACUCCUGGUGACCCGAACGCCUUAAAAGUCGCGAUUAUAAAGAACGGCCCCAUCUCGGUCUCCAUCGACGCCUCCCAUAAAACGUUCUCCUUCUACUCCAACGGCAUAUACUACGACCCUAACUGCGGCAACACCGAGGACAAACUCGACCACGCGGUCCUGGUUGUCGGAUACGGAUCGAUAAACGGCAAAGCGUACUGGCUGGUGAAAAACUCAUGGUCCAAUUACUGGGGCAACGACGGAUACGUACUCAUGGCGCAAAGAGACAACAAUUGCGGGGUAGAGACUGCGCCAACAUACGUAACAUUCGAUUGAUCGUCCUAAGAUACUUGCCUCUCAAGCGUCCGUCGACGUAUUUAAUCGGCGGACGGAGACUUUUAUUUUUAUUAACCGUGAAUACUUUCAAUCGUCGCUAAUAAUGGAGAAACAAAAAAAAGUGCAAACGGUCGAUUGCUUAUACCGACCCGCGCGAUAACCUGGAAACUGUCUAGGGAAAGUUGUGAUAAUAAAACAAUGGAUGCUCGUAGAA